This is a messenger RNA of Rhizophagus irregularis DAOM 181602=DAOM 197198, 344 nucleotides long. NCBI's taxonomy places the organism in Eukaryota, Fungi, Glomeromycota, Glomeromycetes, Glomerales, Glomeraceae. The record is from RefSeq and is a predicted model, not a curated record.
GAUAUUACUAUUGAAGUUGGUGAUGACCCUUACAUAAAAAUAUUCCGAGCUCACAUGGUCAUUAUUAAUUAUCGUUCUUCUUAUUUGCGAAGAAUUUUAUCAACUAAUAAAAAGAAAAAUGAUGGGACUUUAAUACAAAUUAAAUUACCAAAUAUUUUACCAGAAAUUUUUCAAAUAAUUUUAAGAUAUAUUUAUGGGGGAAAUUAUCUUUGGAAGAAUAUGAUCCUUUAGUUAUCAUCAAAAUUUUGGUUGCUGCCAGUGAAUUAAGUCUUCAAGAAUUGGUCGAUUAUAUACAAUCCUUUUUGACCAAAAAUAAAGCGGAUUGGAUGGAAGAAAAUUUUAAU